UUGGCCUUUUCUGAUGUGGUGUAAAAUAAAAAAAAUCUGUUCAGGAGGUGGACAAUUGUGGAGCGAGAUUAAGGUAAAGUGAAUGCAGGCAGCCAACCAUUUCAGGUUGAGGUUUCAGGGGCGUGCCACAUGUGUCAGCGAUUGAUCUUGAAUGAGAAAGUCAUACUGAGCUCACACAGCAGCCUGCCAACUACUAAUUUCUGUGGGGUAAGAGAAGUAAAGGCACAUCUAAUGUUUGUGGUUUGGCUUUUUUGUCCAGAUUGGAGUUUGCCGACAGGGAGUUAUGUUCCAUGAAAAUGAUGAAAAAGUAAAGAAAUCUACCAGCGUUUGUUCUGAUGGAUCUUCGUGUCAGUUCUUGUUCGCUAACUCUGCCAGAAUGAAGAAACCAGGCUCACAUCUACACUGGUUGGACAUACUUCUGCUGUUCGCCCUAUUUGCAGGUCAGGCUUCCUGUAAUGGGACCUCUGCUGCUCCUUCCACUCUUUCCAUCACUACAACAAAUGCACAGACUUCAGUGCACUUCUUAGUUAAGGUCACCGUGGAUUUCAGUGGACAACAGAAUGAAUCACAAAUCACUGCCUGGCUGAAUCAGGUGUUCCAAAACAAUUUGCAGAGCUGUCUGUUAAGUCCCACACCUACCUCUCCACAAACUACCUCUUCAAGCACUUCAAAUGAGACGACACUUGUGAUGACAGCAACAACAACGUUACAGAGCAACAACACAACUACAGCUGCAGCAACGACAUUACAGAGCAACAACACAACUACAGCUGCAGCAACUCCAACAUCAGAGAGCAACAACACAACUACAGCUUUAGCAACGACAUUACAGAGCAACAACUCAACUACAGCUGCAGCAACCCCAACAUCAGGGAGCAAUAACACAACUACAGCUGCAGCAACACCAACAUCCGAGAGCAACAACACAACUACAGCUUCAGCAACCCCAACGUCAGAGGGCAACAACACAACUACAGCUGCAGCAAACCCAACAUCAGAGAGCAACAACACAACUGCAGUUUCAGCAACCACAACGUUAGAGAGCAACAACACAACUACAGCUGCAGCAACCCCAACAUCAGAGAGCAACAACACAACUGCAGUUUCAGCAACCACAACGUUAGAGAGCAACAACACAACUAGAGUUUCAGCAACCCCAACGUCAGAGGGCAACAACACAACUACAGCUUCAGCAACCCCAACAUCACAGAGCAAUAACCCAACUACAGCUUCAGCAACCCCAAGGUCAGAGGGCAACAACCCAACUAAAGUUGCAGCAACCCCUACAUCACAGGGCAACAACCCAACUACAGCUUCAGCAAACCCAACAUCACAGAGGAAUAACCCAACUACAGUUUCAGCAACCCCAAUGUCAGAGGGCAAUAACCCAACUGCAGCUUCAGCUAACCCAAUAUCACAGAGCAAUAACCCAACUGCAGCUUCGACAACCCCAACGUCAGAGGGCAACAACCCAACUAAAGUUGCAGCAACCCCUACGUCACAGGGCAACAACCCAACUACAUUUUCAGCAAACCCAACAUCACAGACCAAUAACCCAACUAUAGCUUCAGCAACCCCAACGUCAGAGGGCAACAACCCAACUACAGCUUCAGCUAACCCAAUAUCACAGGGCAAUAACCCAACCGCAGCUUCAGCAACCCCAACAUCAGAGGGCAACAACCCAACUAAAGUUGCAGCAACCCCUACGUCACAGGGCAACAACCCAACUACAUUUUCAGCAAACCCAACAUCACAGAGCAAUAACCCAACUGCAGCUUCAGCAACCCCAACGUCAGAGAGCAACAAACCUGCAGCUGAGACAAACCCAAAGCCAGAGAACAACAACAAACCUGCAGUUGCAGCAACCCCAAAGCCAGAGAACAACAACAAACCUACAACUGCAGCAACCCCAGUGUUACAGAGCAUAGGAAAGAGGAUAGCUCGUAACAGUGUGAGAGAAACAAGUGCGAUCAGAAAUGACAUAUCAACUGGCCUAUUUCAAGAAAUUAACGUUUCAUGCACCCCAACGACUGGAACAAGAAACACCAACUGUUCUGUGAUGCUACAGCUGAAGCAGAGCGUCCCAUCAUGUUGUAUCCUGAGGACGCUCUGUGCGGCCAGUAAAACAUCUUCUGACAUUCGUGUGGUGGGAAAAACAGCAGAUUUACAGAAUCCACUACAAAAUCAGUGCAAUAACACUAGGCCAGAGGAGAACAGUUGCAUUUAUACUGGUCAAGCCGGUGCAUCAUGUGACAAGUCGGAGAGUGCGUAUGUUCAACGCAACUCAACUUACUGUGGUGCAGACAAGGAGAACAACAACUGCAACUGCUCUGCUUAUUGCAGUAGACCUGAUGCAUACUAUACUUUUCAAAUUUCAAUUCAAGAUUCCAAUAUUAACGAUUCAUAUAUCUUAUCUGUGAUCUCUAAGGUUAAUCAACCAACAAAUUGCCCUUCAAGUGGAGGUGUUUCAUGUUCAUUGCCCAUCAUUGCAUCUGAAUUCCAGGAUGCCAUUUUGGAAUGUGGAAUCACAGAAACAAAUCUUCAAAGAUGCGAAGUCAUUUUACGCUUUGGCCACGAGGUUCCUAUCUGUAACGUGUCAGCAGCUUUGAUUCAUGUGCUUCAAUCUGAGAGAGGAAUCCUUUACAAUGGACUAGUGACCCGAGUAGCAAUUUGUGGAAAUUCAGAAGUCAGCGACAAUCCACUAAACUCUGAGUUUGUAUGGCUUAUGGUUCAAGUGAAGCCUGCUGCCUUUUGUACAACACGAAUAGGUUUUGGCAACCAAACGUGUCCAAAGGGAUUAAAUGCGGUGUUGCUAAUGAAAGAGCAGUGUGUGGGGGUGUUUACUACACCCAGCCCAAAUGUGACAACGGCACAACCAAACACCACCACGGUGUCUGCAAAUGUGACUUCAUCCCCGCUUAACACAACAGUUCAAGCCCCGAAUGCCACCACCACUGCUGCUAAUAUCACGGCCUCAGAUGAAAGCCAAGCCAACGCACUGCUUGAGUUGACCAGAAAUGUGUCUAGGUUGAAUUCCAGCCAGGUGAAUCAGCUGGUGUCUCAGCUGGAGAAACUUUUGUCAGGCCCGAGCGUCAGUCUGGCACUGGGGAACACUUCCGUUGCCAUCGUCAGCAAUCUCCUGGGUGCUUCUCCUGAGGUGCUGUCAGCCUCCUCCAACAGGAUUAUAGGAAUUGUUGAUACAGUGGGGUUAAAGCUGGUCCUUAACGGACGGACUAAUACCCUAUUGUCCCCGGAUGUGUCUCUGUCUGUGAAACCAGUAGAUGGCAGCAACUUUAAGGAAACAAUUUUCUCAAUCUUGAACCCCACCGAUGUACAGGUCAGUGGAGGUCCUAAGCUCAGAAGAAGUGUGAGAACAAAUCCCUCCAUCCCUCAGGGCUCCAUCACGCUGCCCUCCUCUCUCACACAGAACCUGACUGCUGAGCAACAACGGCUGGCCUCCAGAGUCCAGUUCACUUUCUACCAGGAGAGCACAGUGUUCCAGGAUAAAUCUUUGGGAAAACGCAAACUUAAUAGUGGCAUCCUGGGAGCGACUGUGGCCAACCUGUCAAUCACAAAACUGCAGGACAAUGUUAUAGUUCAACUGAGGAACACAGAGCCCAUUCCCGCUAAUUUCGUGGCUACGUGCGUUUUCUGGGACUUCAUAUUAAACGAUGGAUCAGGUGGUUGGAAUUCAAAAGGCUGUUUUGUCAAAAACAGCACAGACAACGAGACAAUUUGUGGCUGCAAUCAUUUGACCAGUUUUGCUAUACUGCUGGACCUUUCCAAAGAGCCUGUAACAAGUCGUCUACAGAACACCAUUCUUACCUUCAUCACAUAUAUUGGCUGUGGACUCUCUGCCAUCUUCCUGUCUAUCACCCUCCUCACCUACUUGGCCUUUGAGAAGUUGCAGAAGGACAUUCCAUCCAAAAUCCUUAUCCAGCUGUGCCUGGCUCUGCUGCUGCUGAACCUGGUCUUCCUGCUGGAUUCAUGGCUGGCUCUCUACCCAGACGCUGUGGGCCUCUGCAUCUCCACUGCCUGGUUCCUUCACUACUUCCUGCUGGUUACCUUCACCUGGAUGGGACUUGAGGCCGUCCACAUGUACCUGGCCAUCGUGAAAGUCUUCAAUCGCUACAUAUCACAUUACAUGCUGAAGUUCUCACUGGUUGGCUGGGGUGUCCCGAUGAUUGUGGUCAUUAUUGUCAUAGCGAUUAACAAGAAUAACUACGGUCUUGUCUCCUAUGGAAGGUUUUCUGAUGGCUCUAGUGAUGAAUUUUGCUGGCUGAAAAAUGACAUUGCUUUCUAUGUGGCAGUGGUGGCCUAUUUCUGCAUCAUCUUUCUGUUUAACCUUGUCAUGUUCGUUGUGGUGUUGGUCCAGCUGUGUCGGAUUAAGAGACAGAACCCUCAACAUUUGCAGCACCGCACCACGAUGCAGGAUUUGCGAAGCGUUGGGGGGAUAACAGUCCUCCUGGGCCUCACUUGGGGCUUUGCUUUUUUUGCCUGGGGCCCUUUGAACCUGCCAUUCAUGUACCUCUUUACCAUCUUUAACUCGUUGCAAGGUUUCUUUAUAUUUGUGUUCUACUGUGCGGUGAAGGAAAAUGUGAGGAAGCAGUGGAGGACCUACUUGUGCUGUGGCAAAAUGAGACUAGCGGAGAACUCAGAAUGGAGCCGCACUGCAACACAGAAGACUAUGAAGAAGUCAUCAGUGACCAAACAAAGAUCUCAUCACUCCUCAAGUUCUUCCCAAUCCAACAAUUUGUCCAGCUCCUCUUUCCUCGUCAAUGACUCUUCAGAGCCGUUUAAUGGCAUCGGUAACCCAUCUGGAGACAGAGCAAUCACAGCAGAUGAAGACGGUAGGGAUGUGGUCCUCAACGAGAACAACAGGCAGCACAGAACCCAACAAGCGCCCUGAUCCAAAAAAGACAGACUUUUUGAUGCACCUUAUUUUGAAAUACUUCUGUAUGUUGAUAGAGUCAUUUAUGUACUGUACAUCUGCAUGUCAUAUACAUCCAUAACUUUCUUUUUACAUAUAUAAGCACAAGGAACCAAAACAACCAUUUUUGUUGUUGUACAGUUAUCUUAUCAAUGUAAUAGGUCAUAUUCCAAUGGUAUGUUGCAUACAGUGAUCUUGACCCAUGAAUAACAAGUCAAUAUGAGAACAGACCAACAGACUGGUCCAAGUUCAGUUUAACAACUUCAAAAACAAUAGUUAUUGCAGCUUUCAAACAGAAGGGACACCAUGGUGCAGUAAAGUGGUCCAGAAAGUUUUAAACUCCCAUAUGCUGAAAAUAAAUCUUACAGCUACAUUUCUAAUUAUAGAUUUAAGCGUUGUGUUUUCUUAGCUGCCAAAGCCCUUUUGAUGAAAGUACUUCUAAAUGUCAGAAGGAAUUACAUCCACAUUCAGUUGAACUAAUUAGAGCAACAAACUAGAUCAUUAACACAACUGUACAAACCUUUAUCAUUGGCUGUUUCUGCAUGGUAUUCCUGUUCACUGUUCAUAUUGACAUGCUUUCCUUAAAAUAUUCCAAGGGUGUCCUUAAUUAUUAUUCAUCAAUUCUUUUGGAUGAAAACAAAACAACAUUUCCCCCCAAAAACACUUUAUUGAAGAGAUCAAAGAAGGUAUCUCAAGUGUGACCGAACAGCAUUUGGUUAAAUUAUAUUGAAUAAAUAAAUGUAACCGAGUCCCACAGGGUUGAUCAUGAAUAAACGUGCUGUGUCCUGUAUAUGCAAGCUACAUUCACUGUCCUUUACAUGCACCUCAUAUAGUCUUAAAAAAACUUAAAAUAUAUCAGGAGAAACCAAAAGGUGCUAAUAAAACAUGACAUAAAAAUAGCACAAGCACAAAAAGGUGGCAAAGUGGUGGAAUCGUUUCCCUUUUAAAACAUAUUUGGACUUAAACACUUCAGUCUCACUGGGCAUGGUCACAUUGCAUUGAUACAAUCCGAAAUAAUCAAAUCACAUUUGAGAGGCAGUAACAAAAACAGCGUAAAAGCAACUCAGUUCAGCUAUGUUGAGGCUAUAUAUUGGCCUAUCACACGACAUGAGCUCAUUACUCAAAAGGAAAGAACUUAAAAAACCUAAAGAACACACACGUGUUGAGGAUGUAAGAUUGGUUACACCACAUUAUCAGUGUGUCUAAUCACCGUUUAAACAUUGAACAGUUCCUUCAGAGUACAUGCAAAUG
Messenger RNA from Etheostoma cragini (Arkansas darter), 6181 nucleotides. Its product is annotated as pneumococcal serine-rich repeat protein. NCBI's taxonomy places the organism in Eukaryota, Metazoa, Chordata, Actinopteri, Perciformes, Percidae. Gene Ontology annotation, biological process: cell surface receptor signaling pathway; adenylate cyclase-activating G protein-coupled receptor signaling pathway. Gene Ontology annotation, molecular function: G protein-coupled receptor activity. The record is from RefSeq and is a predicted model, not a curated record. Gene Ontology annotation, cellular component: membrane.